AAUGGGAAUAGAAUCACGAUCUAUUUUUGGAUGUAUUUGGCGCACCGCGUUCCCAUCAGAAUUGAUCAAGGUUGUUUCUGUGGACACUUCGCUAAACUGUCCACAUGAGGUCGCACUUGCAGCAGCGCAGAUUCAAUAACAGGGGCAGACAAGAGGGGAUUAACAAGGAGGCCAUGUUGAACUUUUCAAGGGGAUAUGCGUGUACGCACAACCAUUCGAUUAGCGAUGACAUAAAAUAAAUAAUAACGUACAUUAAAAAAAAAUCGCCUUUCCGUCUGAUAUAAUGAUCAUCAUUAAGGCAGCCGACUGGGAAGGACGCAAGCGUCUCGGUGAAGGCCAUCAUCGUCUCCGUCGACCGAAUUGCAGCAUUAAUAUUGCACGAGAGACAGUGGGGCCAUAAGUAGAGGAAGUCACGUGGUCGCCGGCGCGCACUUCCUCUAAAAUGCAACACGAUCAAAUGAAGGAGAAAGAGAAGGGAGAUGUGCACCUUACACGCCGCGUGAAAUAACCAACAACCUGGGAGGCGGUGGAUAUUGGAAUCGUCAGCGUCCGUGCGUAAUUACGCGCCCUUUUAAAAGUCCUCAGGAGUGAGGUGAGCCAAUGCGCAUCAGCUUGCGCAUCUUUGAAUCUUCCCAACGACGCUGUGGACAAUCUCUCUGACACCCCCUCCCGCACUCCCUCCAUCCUCCUCUGCAAUCCGACGAGGCUUUUCCGCCGCCGAUGGCCGCACAUCGGCAUCCCUGAGAGCCGUCGGCCGCUCCCGCACCAUCCAUCGCGCUCCCUUUUUUUCUUUCCCUCCCUCCAAUAGAACCACGCAUCGGCUUUUGUUUUUCCGCCCUGUCCAACGCCAAAUCGAGGAAUCUGCUGCCAUGCUGCGCUCGUCUCUUCACCUCCACCAUCAUCAUUAUUAUCAUUAGUCGAGCUUGUGAUCGACACAAGAUCAUUCAUUUCCCACUCCCCCACCCUUCCAUCACCCACCCUUUGCAUUUUUUUUUUGGAGCGAGACCACGACGGGAUGCGUCCUGGUGCAGUGAUGCUGCUCCUGGUCCUUCUGGGCAACUUGAUGCCGCCCUUCGUCACGGCUCAAAACGCUGGGUUUGUGAAGUCGCCGAUGUCCGAGACGAAGCUCACCGGGGACACAUUUGAGCUCUACUGCGACGUACGCGGUAACCCCACCCCAGAGAUCCAGUGGUGGUAUUCCGAAAUCAACCGAGCAGACUCGUUCAAGCAACUGUGGGACGGAGCCCGCAAGCGCAGAGUGUCCAUCAACACGGCCUACGGCGCCAACGGUGUUAGCGUUCUGGGCAUCACGCGCCUCACGCUGGAAGACUCUGGGACCUACGAGUGCCGAGCGAGCAAUGACCCCAGGCGAAACGACCUGCGGCAAAACCCCGCCAUCACCUGGAUUCGGGCCCAGGCCACCAUUUCGGUGCUACAGAAACCAAAGAUCAAUGCCUCUGAUCAGAUCAUCCUGCCGGCGGACUCCCCUGGCGUCCCAGUUACUCUACAUUGCAACCUCACCACCGCCCACACCGCCAACACCGUACACACGGAGAGCUUCUGGGUGAAGAACGGAAGGGAGAUCGCCAACACGCGGACUGAGCAUCGGACCACAGCGUACAGAAUUGGUAAACCACGGGCAGAUGAUUCUGGGGAAUACAUGUGUGUCUACACAUUCGAAAUGGCUCCGAAUGCAAAUGCAACAAUUGAAGUCAAAGCGAAACCUGUUAUCACCGGCCAUAAACGAAGUGAAAAUAAAAACGAGGGGGAAAACGCCAUGCUUUACUGCAAGUCGGUCGGUUAUCCGCAUCCCACCUGGACGUGGCGUAAAAUGGAAGGGACCUCCUCCACUGACAUUGACAACUCCACCGGACGCUUCUUCAUCACAAGCCGGGACAACUACACGGAGCUGAACAUCAUAAACCUCGAUAUCGACACAGAUCCCGGGAAGUACGAGUGCAAUGCAUCCAAUGCCAUAGGGACAACUGCCGAAAUCACCAUUCUACGGGUGCGAAGCCAUCUUGCGCCACUUUGGCCGUUCCUGGGUGUGCUCGCGGAAAUUAUCAUCCUCGUCGUCAUCAUCGUCGUGUAUGAGAAACGCAAGAGGCCGGAUGACAUUAUCGAUGAUGAUGAGCCAGUUGGACCAAUGAAAACCAAUCCUACGAACAACCACAAAGACAAAAACGUCCGUCACAGAACCACAAAAUAAGCAAUCGACUCAUAUGAGAUGGUGAAACUGCAGUUUUUUUGGCUACAUGGCAGCAGCUCAGUUGCAGCCUAUCUUGAGAGAGAGAGAGG
Molecule: messenger RNA, 2298 nt
Organism: Hippocampus comes (tiger tail seahorse)
Lineage: Eukaryota; Metazoa; Chordata; Actinopteri; Syngnathiformes; Syngnathidae
Gene: nptnb
Product: neuroplastin b
Exons: 9
Coding region: 1016-2209 (397 amino acids)
Biological process (GO): axon guidance; homophilic cell-cell adhesion; dendrite self-avoidance
Cellular component (GO): axon; plasma membrane
Molecular function (GO): cell-cell adhesion mediator activity
Source: RefSeq, a predicted model, not a curated record